This is a messenger RNA of Lytechinus pictus (painted urchin), 6587 nucleotides long. RefSeq lists its product as uncharacterized. Gene Ontology annotation, cellular component: apical plasma membrane; cell cortex; nucleus. The transcript has 4 exons. Gene Ontology annotation, biological process: centrosome cycle; establishment or maintenance of cell polarity; regulation of cellular localization. The coding region runs from base 225 to 866 and encodes 213 amino acids. The record is from RefSeq and is a predicted model, not a curated record. Gene Ontology annotation, molecular function: protein binding. NCBI's taxonomy places the organism in Eukaryota, Metazoa, Echinodermata, Echinoidea, Temnopleuroida, Toxopneustidae.
ACUCUUGGAAGACGGCAUUUUUUUUCCGGACAGGCUUUUGUCUUCGCUUUUUGAUAAUCAAAGACAGAUUACAAAGAGAACUUGUUUAUUUCCUUGUGUUAUGUGCCAACAGGGACAGAGAUGUAGAAAUGGUCACAUUGAAUUGAGGGGAUUAACAUACCACUGCCUCUUUUUUUUAUUGGAAUUCGUUGCAGACAUGGCUGUUUAAGAAAAGAUAAAUUUGUAUGUGUGAUACAUAUCUUAAAAGAAAUGUGGCCAUUUGGGGCACCAUGUCGUACAGGAAAAGGAAAAGGGCCCAAAGUCUGGCCACGCCUCGACAGGCCCGCCCGCAUUUUGAUGAACAUGAGCUCAAGAAAUCACCGUCAUUGAGGUCUCUUACUGGUUUACUAAAGAAGAAAGAUAAAGACAAUGAAACUGAAGGAGUAUUUACAAAAAGGCGAUCUGCCAGUGUGCUCGGCCUCGCGACCACGCCCGACAGCGACAGACACCCAAGGCCGCAAAGGACAACGGAAGACACGGAUGUGACCUCACCGACCCACGGCCGGAAGAUAGGUCGGCUGCUCGACAUCAAGCCCGAUCGUACACAGGUCAUUGAACUUGUCAAGCCACCCAAUGGGCCGUUUGGGUUCUACAUCGCCAAGGGAACUUCAGCAAAUGGAAACGGUAUCUUUGUAACGAGGCUCGGUGAUGGCCAUCCAGCCAAGAUCCUGGCGGGCCUCCUUCAGGUCGGUGACGAGAUCCUUGAAAUCAACGGUCAGGACAUCAGGAGAAAGAAACUUGAUGAUGUCUAUGACCUCAUGAUGGACAAUGAUUCUUUGGUGCUUCACGUACGACCUUUGAAGUCAAGGUCGGAUUAUGGGUCAUGAGGCCGGUGACCCUAGAAACGAACUCCAGGUCAGAUUAUUGGUCACGAGAUCAAUGGCCCCAGAAACUGUGCACUUGCAGGGUUGGAUGAAGCCAAGAGCAAAAGGACCAGGAACUAGCUCUGACCGAGAAGUAGACUUGCCAGUCGCAACGUCAAGGUUGCCAGUAACCAGGACUCUUGGAGCCAUCCUGAAUCUAUAGGAUAUGACUGUAAAUUGUUCUGAUACGUUCCACUUGCAACGUUCAGAGCUUACCACUGCUGCAUCGAGAGGCUGUCUAAGUGUACAUGCUGCCAUCUUGAUUAGCAUUAGAGAAUGAUGAUGUCUUUCAAGUCCUUCUUGAUGUGGACAUUGAUAGAAUGAGAGCAAUAAGGUUUUAAAAUAACCAGGACUCUUGGGCCCAUCCUGAAGUGUUGGAGAUAAUAGUCGAAUAGUUCAUUCUAGCACCAACAAGUCGGCAAAAGGGGCCAAGAUAUCGAACGGUGGAUAGGUCGUCUUUCCACUGAAUGUAUUUCAUCUGCCACGUGCCAAAGAGAUGUCUCUUGUUUAACCCAUUGCCUAUUGGAACUGAGUGGUCCCUGUACAGAGUCUAUGGGAAUCACAGAAUUCAGUAGUCAUCGGGGUCAGAGAAGGGAUUGAAUGCCCUUAUGGCUUUUCCCGAUAAUUUGUUCUGUUGAAUAUAAAACAAUUUUGUCGAGUCUCACUUUUUGGAACCUGACAAGAACACUUGAAGUUGUUUAUGAAUAAUCUGUAGAGAUUGGUAUUAAGCCUGUCAGACUUCAUGGAAAAACCACAUGGCUCAAGUAGGGAAUAUGCUAACUUUUAUAAAAUUAACAAUAAAGCUAGACUCAGAAUCUCUUCCGUAAAGACCCUGUUAACCUUCUAGCAGCACCAGAUUGAUAUCUAUGGCACGGUUCAAAUUUUGCAUGUGAAUUGGGCCUUUUGUCACCGCAUCUGUUAGUAUAUAAAUAAAUAGUACACAUCAGGGAGGGCAAUGGUAAGAAAUACCCAUACAAGAUAUUUAUGCAACGGUUCUGAAUAUACACCGCAGGCGAUAUCUAAGGGUAAUUGGACUGUUUUGAGGGUACAGUGUGUGGGUAAUUAGACUAAUACCCCAACAAAACAAUGUUCAUUAUUUGCUUUAUAAAAUACAAAUGUGUAUCCUUGUUAGCCGAUAGACCGCCUAUCGCCUCCAGCCCUCCACACAGUGACCAGUCAUUAUAUUUUACCUAUGACCGCUCGUAACCGGUCAUUAAAAGAUCUUGCAAAAAUGAAUGCCUGAUCAUGUGUGCAUUCACAACUAAUCAUUUCUUAGGAUACCAAGUAUUCCUUAGAAUCUUCUUUUUCAUCUUUAUUAUGAUCAUUGAAUAUGAAAUAUUGCCUUUUCAGUCUAUAAUAAUGAUAUGUCUUUCAUCUUAGUAAUGUCAACAUGAUAUAUAUAUAUGCAAAAGAGCUAACAUAUUUCUAUAAAAUAAUCUUGCAACGCAAUAUGAUCGGACACCUUGAAAACUUUCAAUGCUUCCAAAUGAAAGAGUUGAAAUUUGUCAUUUCGGAGUCUUGGGGUGUAGACUUUAAAUGUGUUAAACUAAACAUGUUGACACUAAGAUGAGUUGAUGCAUUGCAAGAUGAUUUGUGUAAAGUCUCCAUUCCUCCACAAUACAUUAGGAAGAAACAAAUCACAGAAAUGGGACAUUUAACACUGAAAAUUUAGAAAUCAAUAAAUUCUGAAGAAAAAAAACCCUUAAAAUUGUGAUUAAAUUACAAAAAUCAAUCUAAAAUCAAUCUUUAAGUAUAUAAUACAAAGUAGCAAAAGGAUACUAAUCACCCUGGCCAAACCCUCUAUGGGGUGCCUCUGCCGACCAUCUUUUUCAUUACCAUGGCAACCGCUGUUCCAUUUUAUCUAAAUUUUAAUGCGACUUUACACAGAUGGCCAUAAUGUACGCUAUCUAUAUAGAUGAUUUUGUGUAGCAAAGAAAAUCAUUGAAAACACAAAUUUCAGAAGUGUAAUUUACAUUUUGUCAAACCGAGAAAUGGGGACUUUACAUCCGUGCUUUAACCACUGGAAAAUCAUACCCUGUAUGGACCCUAUCCUGGGCAACAUACUGAAAUUAAUAUCCACUAGUCGAUGUGGAAACGAAAAGUUGUGGUCUUGUCGUUUAGUUAUGUGUCAAUGUAUGUCGGUGAUAUGAGUGAUACAGCUUAUUUUCUCAAAGCAAGCGAUGAUUUCAAAUUCGGUGGUGUUGUUAGUGUUGAGAAUGUGAAUCAGGCUGCCUAACAUAGCACCAACCCUGCAUGUUGGCUUGCAAUGUAGGUUUUCAGGCAAAAUGGCCAUAAUUUUCUUAGAUGGUUUUGAAUCUGUGUCUAUAACUAUGAUUUGUGGAGGUUUCAUGCAUUCAUUACGCUUGAUUUAGGUCAUAUUUUGAGAAAAAGUCCAGUGGAAAAAAAUGCAAAACAAUGUCAGAGGGAGUCAAUUUCAUGCUUGUUACUAAGGUAACAGCAUUAAUAAAGAGCCCGCUAGUUUGAAUUAAAUUAGUUCACCCACUCUUUAUGUAAAUCAAGGUACAUAUAACGGUUGACUCAGGAACGAGAUCAACAUAGUAAGGAGCAUGAAUUCAGCACCAUGUGACAAAAACCUGUCUUCAUUAUUUAUUCAUUCUUUCUUAAUAUUUGCACUGAGUGAAGUGCAAUUAAUGCAUAAAGUUUGCAGAAACCAUUGUUUCUGACCACUGAUUCAAGACCACCUAUGUGAAAUUAGGUCUUCAUGCCGACUUAAAGAAAUAUCAUAAUUGCACCAACCACUUAAAAAUGUAAUUCAGUAGUUAAUAGUAGUUUCUUUUCUACCGGAUAUGUGUUGUAACACAUAUGAAACGCUCUUAUAUUUCUUUGCAUAUGACGUUACAUUAUUAGUCUUCCAAAUCCCUUUCGAACUUGGCUGAUCAUUUCUUGUAUACACACCAUGUAAUUCAUUAGUUAAUGGGUCAUGUUUCACGAGAACAUGCAAUCAAUUACACGUCACACGCUGCUGUUAUUAGCCUUUGAAUCCCUAUCUUAUGAUUGGCUGUAAGCACACUUUGACAUCGAGUUGUAGCAGUUGCUAUUGAUAAUAGGUUUCUGUGAAACAAGCCCCUACUUGGGAAAUGUCUUUCAAUUCAACUAAAAAAUAUGCCUUAUUUUAAAUUUCUUACUUGUUUUCAAGCAUUUCACUAGAUGCAAAUAUGCAUCUUUUUUCUAUGACACACAAAUUAACUAUUUCUUGUGUUAUUUGGUAAAGUGGUAUUAAUUGCAUUUAGUGUUUCUUUUCUCGUCAAACUAAAAAAUAACGCACUUGUAGCUUUCAUCUUCCAUUUUCCUCUUUGCUUAUUUCAAUAUUUGUGAACCACAGAAUGUGAAAGACAUUUGCACAAAACAUACACAACAUUCCAGAUAGUAGAUAGUAGUAGAAAAGUACCUGAUUAGAUCACAUCUUCAGCCCACGAAGGAUUAAAAGUUAAUUUUUUUUUUCAAACAUUUUCUUACUCCUUUUUUUUUGGCAAAAAGAAGCUGCUGAAAACUGCUUAUCUAAUAAAAGAGAGCCAAUGGAGUAAAUUAUAAAGUCAAAAAGGGGCCUAAGCUUUCGAUCCUAGCAGAAUCUUCGUCGGAGGCAAAAUGACCUUUUGUCCUUUUUUUUUGUUUAGUAUAUUUGCAAGUUAAAGGUCCACAGAGACUCCCAUAUUCACAUGCAUAGAGAAAAAAAAAGUAUUUCAUUAAUUAUAGAUUUUUGCAGAUCUGUUGACACUUGAUAAUUAUUAGAAUGAUCAAUAUUUAAAUCGUUAAAUUGGCAACAUAUUGAAAUCUCCUUAAUUGCAUGAACACAAAAUUCUCAAUGGCCAUUCCAUUUAUCUCAAAGUGUUAUUCAUACAUACCUUUCUCAUAUUUUUAACAAGACAUUUAUGUCUAAAUAAUAGCAUUUGAAUUACAAAUAUUGCCAAUUUGAUGUGAAAAGAUUAUAAGGAUUGUUGAUGGGCGAAGAGAAAAAAAUGAAGGAAGUUGGAUGUCAGUUUGAUUUUGUCAAUUGUAUUUUUUCGGACAUGCUGUGUUUCUUGUAGCUCAUUUCAUGUUGCAGGUGGGUUUUCUUAUUUUUUAUGGGAGAAAAAAAUCAAAGAUACCGUACGUAAAGUAUACUUCAAACUAACAUAUGAUUUUUUUUCAUGUUGAAAAAAGUACAUUCUAUUUGGUGAUGUGUCUUUUAUUCAAGUUAAAUGUUCCCUUACAACUUAGCAUAGUCUUUUUCCUGUUGUAAUUGGAUUGCUUUUCCUCAAAGUUGCUGGCAGUUUUGAGGGAAAUAUUUCAACAUUUACCUUUGCAGUUGUUAAUACAUAUUUCAUGUAAAAAUAAUUCAGUAAUAUUCUUAUAAAUAUAUCAGGAUUUUUUAAUAUUCUGAUUAUUUGUAUUUAUUUCAUAUUCUAAAGGAAAUAACUUAUGUGCUUUUGCAAUAAACAAUGCGUGUUCUAAGUGGAACUUUGCAUUUAUAUUACUAGUAAUUGAAAUUGUUUGCAAUACCUAUAUUCUUUUGUGUAAAUUUCAUGGUUACUAUUUAUAUGAGUUCCUAAGUAAUGGCUCUUGCCUCUGAUUUAGAGGAUGUUUCAUAAAAUUGUUUGUAAAGUUAUGGACAAAUUUUAUGGCUUAUUCAAAUGUGGCUAGCCACUUGUUUGUCUUAAUGACAUUUGCCGAUGUUGAAAUAUGUAGAUGUUCAGUAACACAUGCACUGUCCUUUAAACAUAUUUCCAAACAUAUUUUGCCCUAUAUGUGUAAAUUAGUUAGAAACUAAGUCAUACUUCGUUAAUAUGGAAUGUAAACUUUUGUGCUUUCAUUUUAGUAGUGCAUAUUCAAAUUACUCAUAGAAGCAUUCAUAACUUUACAAUCAAUUUUAGGAAACCCCCUCCCCCGACAUGUAUCCAUCUUGCUGUCUCCUUGGGUAAAAACUUCCAGAAUGAAAUCAUGUAAUUCGUGUGGAAUUAAAAUGAUUAAUUCACUUUUAAAAACAUAUCUCAAAACUUCGUUUUCACCGUGGGAAUAAGAUAUGUGUGAUUUUGAAUGAAUUUUCUAUAUCUUUUUGUGCAUGUAUAGGCCUAUUAAUGUGUGACUAUUGUUCAUCAUCAUGUAGAAAAAUUGUAUACUUAUAGGCCGAGAUUUUCAAAAGACAUUUAAAACAAGAAGGGGUGGACUAUACAGAGAUCAUUCAUAAUUGUUCUUAAGUCGGCACGUACACUAAAGAAAUCUUUAAUAAAAAGGCAUGUUUGGCUCAGGGCACUAAAUUCACAUUUGUUGGUAUGGUUUUGUACCAUGAGGUAUGUAGAUUAGCGCAUUGUAUUUAAAUCAAUUCACAUGUACCAUAGUACAAAUGUCAUAUUAAGUUUGAAAUUAAGUGCCCUGGCCAUAUUUAUUGGACCUUUCAUGAUAUAUGCACUGAAUUAAGCACAAUUUUACACAAAAUCUAUACAGUCCAAUUAACCCAUUUAGUUUUUAAACAUCUGUUGUGAAUUCAGGCCGUAGAGAUUAUGUGAAAAAUGAAAUUAAUAUCUAUCUAUUUACAAUUUGUACCUUUGUAAAAUUGUGUGUAUUCUAAGAUUUAUAUGUUGUAUUUUGUACAUAGUCAAAAGAAAAAGUAUUGUAAUUAUGUAGAUUCUUGCAUGAUAAUGAAUCCAAGGCAAAAAUAAAAUUGUAUGUUUUGGGAAUUCAUUUUAA